Molecule: messenger RNA, 6699 nt
Organism: Leguminivora glycinivorella
Lineage: Eukaryota; Metazoa; Arthropoda; Insecta; Lepidoptera; Tortricidae
Gene: Pdcd4
Product: programmed cell death protein 4
Exons: 10
Coding region: 186-1535 (449 amino acids)
Biological process (GO): negative regulation of DNA-templated transcription
Cellular component (GO): nucleus; cytosol
Source: RefSeq, a predicted model, not a curated record
AAACUUCACACCGGUGUGCGCUCUCAAAACAAAUACGUGCUCGCUAGAACCUAUUGUUUAUCAGUGCGUUAAAACCACAUUUUAUCUUACCGUUUCUUUAAAAUAAAUCCAAAUAGACUCUCAUUAGUGCUGAUUGUCGCUAAUAAGAACCCUCGUUUACCCCGCGUCAGUUAUAUCUCGCCACAAUGGAAGUCGAGCCCAUCGCUUCCGAACUAGAAAACGUGGCGGCGAGUGACACUGAUAACGCGAAGCCGGCGGACGAGGGCGCCGGAGACGCCGCGACAUCUCAUUCUGAGCGUCUGAAACGCCGUCAUAGAAAUAAGAAGCUCGCAAGAACCAACAGCAAGGAGGGCGGCGUAAGCACGCCGACGCCGCUCCCUAGAUAUCGAAGCUGGAAAAAUAGCCGCCGACCGCGCAAUGGCCACGGGCGCGGACUGCCUAAAAAAGGAGGCGCCGGCGGCAAGGGCGUCUGGGGAGCCCCGGGCUCCGAGCUGCUGGAGGAGUACAUGGAGGACGAGAACGACCCCAACUACGACUCGGAGGCCGUAGCCAACGGUGACAUCGAGUUCAAGCAGGUCAUUGUGGAGGCUGACCCUGAGGAGAUCAUUCGCAAGUCAGAGCCCGUGAUCCUCGAGUACUUCGAGCAUGGCGACACCAACGCGGCCGCCGAGGACUUCCUGGAGUUCGUCACUGCCAAGCGAAGCCAUCUCGUCUGCGAGACCAUCAUAGAGACGGCCUUGGAACAUAAGCCGAGCCACUGUGAGAUGGCCUCUGUACUCGUGUCCGAUUUGUAUGGAAGGGUGUUCUCCGCCAAGGAUAUAGCUUUAGCAUUCGAGCGCUUGCUGGAGAAACUGCCCGACUUGGUUCUGGACACGCCGGACGCAGCAGUCCUGUUGUCCAACUUCAUCGCGCGAUGCGUGGCCGACGACUGUUUGCCGCCUCGUUUUGUGUCGCAGCAACGUGAUACACCACUCAAUGCUGCCGCCAGGCAAGCGAUCCACCGAGCUGAGACACUGCUCUCCAUGAAGCAGGGUCUUGUCAGGCUCGACAAUAUUUGGGGCGUCGGUGGCGGCAUCAGGCCAGUGAAGUCCCUGAUCCGGCAGAUCCAGCUGCUCCUCAAGGAGUACCUGACCUGCGGGGACCUGGCCGAGGCCAUGCGCUGCGUGCGAGAGCUGGAGGUGCCGCAUUUCCACCACGAGCUGGUAUAUGAGACUAUUUUGUUGGCGUUGGAGACAGUCAACUCCUCGGUGGAGGAGCAGCUGUGCACUUUCUUAGCUGAGCUGAGGCGGUGUGUCAUCGUCACUCCUGAUCAGAUGGACCGAGGCUUCCUCCGCGUGCUGGAAGACAUGUCGGACAUCGUGCUGGACGUGCCGCUGGCCUACAUCAUGCUGGACCGCUUCCUCGAGCGCUGCCAGCAGAAGUUCAAGCUGGGGGACGUGGUCAUCAAGCGCAUGCCGAGCAGAGGCCGCAAACGCUACGUGUCUGAGGGCGACGGUGGCGCCAUCAAGGACCACGCGCUCAAACUGCGCGAGUAAACUGCGUUCCGCCGUCGCACACAUACACACACACACACACACACACAUGGGUCAUACUGGAGUGGCACUGAAGACUUAUUCUUGAAAAUUCAGAACGGGAGAGAAAUGCUUUUAGAAGUUAUGAGGGAACAUAUGAACAUACAUGCAUACGUGCAGUCACCGGGAAUAAUGUCGCACAAAAAUAUGGCCGAUAAUCUAACUUAGGUUAAAAAAAUUAAAUUUUUGAAAAAUCCCCCGACCGCGACAUAGUGGACUGAUUUUCAUGAAACAUGGCUAAGAACACUCCCGACUAAUUCAGCUUUCAAACAAAAAAAAGUAAAUCUAAAUCGGUUCGUCGAUUUGGGAGCUACGAUGCCACAGACAGACAGACAGUCACGUCAAACUUAUAACACCCUGUCGUUUUGCGUCGGGGGCUAAAUAUCUCACACAUUCUUGUUUCUAGAGCCAUAUCAGCGAGACACAUGUUUGGGCAACCUUAUCUUUUUGUUCGAUGUUUUUGUUGGUGACUGUAUACUGGUCAAAAAGACCCAUAUUUUGCACGAAAAUUUGGAAAAUGGCGUAAUUUUAUACCAAAAUGACAUUAGUUGUCUUAUGUUCUAAACUUUCGGGUAUAAGUGAUGUGUAAUUUUACGUAUGGCCUAUCCAUAAUAUUCACAGUUCCUGUACUAAGCGAUGUGGCGAAAUCAAAUUUUGUAUCGCUUUUUAUAGACAUAUACUGUUCUAUAGUACACAAAUGUAUACAUAGCACCUAAAGGUUGGCCGAUGAAAGUUUCAGAAAUCCAUAGUGGCAGGUUAUAUGCCAGGAAGCCAAAAAUGAAUAUCGAAUACAUAGGAAACUAAUAAAAUAAUAGAAGUACAAGUACAACUCUGUUCUUGCUGGGCAGUAAGGUUGCCAGAGCUCAACAUAAGUAUGCUGUAAUUCUUGACUUGCAGGCGUCCGUAGCCUACGGGUGACUACUUACCAUCAGGUGGUUCGAAUGCCUGUUUGCCACCAACGUACAGGCUGUUUUUACUCUUUGUAACUUGAACCCUUAGAACUUGUACACUCUUUUUUGCUGUGUAUUUUACACAGCAAAAAGAAGGAGUGUACAAGUUUUUAAUGGUUUGGCAACGCGCAUGUGACACUCCUCGAGUUGCAGACGUCCAUAGGUUACGGUGACGGCUUUCCAUCAGGCGGACCGUAUGCUUGUUUGCCACCGACGUAGUAUUAAAAAAAAACUUGAAAAACUACGGAUUUCUGAAAUACUUUCAUUGUUUAACUAAGAAGUACAACUGACAGCAAACAUGACAAGCAAUGAUGUAAGCGUACAUAUAAAGCCUAACUAAAACGUCUAAAGACAAAUAUAUUUACUGUUUGGUUGCGUAGUGAAUGUAAGAUAUAUAGCUUUUUUAGGGUGGAAAACUUUUUACCGUUGCCAUGGUUACCGUUGUCUAAGGAAAGAAAAGAAACUUAUUUUCGUUGUAUAAGGGCAUUUUUAGAAAUUGGAACCCUAAAUUAGUGACGGUUGUUAACAAAAAUGAACUCGAUGUCAGUUUUGUGACGACAAUUAAUUUUGUAACCAACUUUUUUAUGUUCUUAAUGUAGAUUACUGCUUAUAGUUUAGGUAAUUAACACAAAAGCAAUUUUAUUGAAAUUUCAUGCCUAAUAAAAUUAUUGUCACAAAACUGACAAUGAGUUAAUUUUUGUUAACGACCUACGCUAAUUGAGGGGGUCCCAAAUUCUGAAAAUGCCCCCUAAACAUGUUUGUGGUUGACAAUUACUUGACAUAACUUUUUUUUGACAAACUAAACCACCCUUCUUUGACAACCUGACAAUACGAAAAAAGUUGAUCCACCCAAGUAAAUUUAAAGUUAAAAUAUAGUGGCAAUUAGCAAUGCAGUAUAUUGUUAAGUAUUGAUAAUGAUAAUUUAAAUAAACUUAAAAUACGAGUAAUGGUCACCAAAUGGUGAUUUUCGAGCGAUGAAAUAUCGUCAAUUUCUGACUAAUAUAUUGACUUAGCCACUGCUUUUAUACUUAAAAAUAAUUGACAAAUGUAAGAAUAAAAAGUAACAGCUUAUUUAAAGGUUAGUGCUUAAAAAUGUAUUUCAUGUUUAGUACAAAAAUGUAGAACCUUUUUUUAUGCGUGCGACGGCGCGCAGUGUUGUCAGCCCUGUAUUUUAAGAGUAGACGGUUUUUUAAUUUACAUUACACUGGGUUGCCAUAAUAAAAUACAUAUAAAUUUAAAAAAAUUGAGAAAUGUGAAUUGAUGUUUAAAGUUUUUUACUGUAUGAGUAAUGAAGGUUAAGAAACUGUUUACUGUUUUGGAUAUUAAUUUUAUAAAAGAUAAUACUUUCUAAGUUGUAUGUAAUCAAUUUUACGAUUUUUUCACAUGAGGCGCGGGGGUUACAAAAAGUGUAUUAUCAGUAUCAGUAGCACCGGCAUUCUUUUUUUUUAAUCAAUUACUUUGCAUUUACUGCAAAAUAUAAAGUGUGAAAUCUGUCAAAUAGAUUUUAGAAAAAUAGUAGACUUCGAAAAUUAUUAUAGUUUAAAACGUCGUUCGUUACACGUGCGAAAAUGUCAUUCUUCACUCGUCCCGAGGCUAGUGAUAUUCAGAAAACUUCUUCCUUUCAGAAUAUCUCGGUCCGUUAACAACUACUGUUAUUGACACAAAUUAUGGUGUUUUCUUGCUGCUUGCCUUAAAGCUGUAACAGACAAACGGACCGGACUUGGAUCAAACCAUAGAGGAAUAAGUAACGGAAGAGUUGUAACUCCAUACAUCCGUAAAUGCGAGUUAUUUGUAUAGGCAUAGUUAAGUGACAUCUAGCGACAAUCACGCGUCAACUAGCGUAAAUUAUCAGUACUUCUACUUAUCAAUAGACACCAAUUUUUAGUUAAUAUUACAAUAAUAUUAAUCAGUAUUCUGUUUUCAAUUCUUUCUGCUUGUAUUAUAAACUGUUCUAAUAUUAAAUUUUUGGCAGACGAGACACUAUUGACACCUAGUGUCGAAUAGUGAUACUGAUAAUUCAGCUAUUUGACGCGUGAUUGUCGCUAUAGAUGUGACUAUAACUAUGCCUAUACAAAUAACUCGCAUAUACCAUAAUUUACUGAUGUAUCGAGUUACAACUCUUCCCUUAUUUCUCUAUGAUCAAACGGAGACGGUUCGCCAUUAGUCCGUCAAGGACGCAGCUAUAAGUGAGAGCGAAAGAUUUGCUGACGUGAUAAAAGUCACGGUCUGGUGCGUUCGUCUGUUACAGAUUGUCUACUUGUCUCUCACUACAAAAAGGGCAUCCUUAUUUUUAUGUUACUCCGCGCGCUCUUGUCACGCGUUGAUAUUUUUUAUAACGUCUAGAGACGUUUAGAAUAGGUGUUUUAAAUUUUUAUAAAGUCCCAUACUGGGUUUGUUGUGGGGUAAACAUGCUUUUUUUUUAAAUACACUCGCUCUUCGCCAAAAUUGCAUAGGUACAUUAGGUACACAUAUAUUCCUUAACACUGACUUUAAAAUGAAUAUAGACUUUCAAAGAUUAUCCUUUGUAGAAAUCACAGAAUGAAACAUUGUAUGAAACCAUAGCUUAAAUAUAAGAUCAUACCAUCCGCGCAUACACUACACUACACCAUACAUAGAUGGCGUUACAAAAAUGCCUUGUUGCCAUAACAAGCCAGCCCUUCGAGCCAUAAAUCUAUGUCAAAAGUGACACUUAACGCCAUCUACAAGUAUAAUCAAAAGCUACAAGACGGGACUUUCGAUUGACCCAUGGAACAUGGCGGAUCGUCCUCCGAUGUAUUUUUUGCAUUCUGCUGUUUAAUGUGUAAGUUUGAUAGGAUAUUAUGCAGUGAAUAGCCUGCGCAAAGAGUGCAUUUAAUGAAGAAUUCUUUUGGAGAUACGAAUAACCAAUUCUACGGACACCACUCGGCAGUUCGUGGUCCCGGCCGCCAUCAUGCUUUGUACUGCUGCUCCAGCUAUCCUCCAGUUCAUCGCGAAAACUACUUAUACUGUUUUAUAUAUCUCUGUAAUUUACUUGACACUGGCAAAGUGCCCUGGUAGCAGAAAGCCAUUAUUUAAAAAAAAAAAAAGCUACAAGACAUUUUUUGUGGGCGCCAUCUAUGUGUGGUGAAGUAUAUGCGCGUUCUUAGGCGGUUGCAUUUUAAUGUAUGGGAUGGUAUGAUUGUCUUAUAUUUAUUCUAUGAUGAAACCGAACUUAACAAAAGUUUUCCAAUAGGGUAAAAUAUAGAUGCAUUUGGGUAAGAUUGAAAAGUUUAUUUCUCGGAGUGGUAAUACGGAAUAUCGUCCGUAGCUAAAAGCUAAACCUUAAAAAAAACACUUUAAAUCUUAUCCCUAUACACUUAUAUUCUUCCUUUUGUAAUUUUCAGAAUCUGUCCAUUCGAUUUCGUGAUGUACAGUCAAGUGUAAAAAUAUGGGUGUACACAUGUUACUCAAAAAUAUGUCCCAUAGCACCUUAGUUCGGUGUAAUAAGAGCGUAGUACCAUAUUUUUGAGUCGACUUUUUCGAUACUUAUUUUUGCACUUGACUGUACUUUUCGUUAUUUUCAAAAGGUUUUUGAUCUCAAAUUUGCAAUUAAAUGUUUUUAUUUUGCCAUUGGCACAUUGAAGCGAAGACCCUACAACACCCGUUUAUGUAGAAGCGAGAAAGAGCUUGGUACUUUCUGGUUAUUUUCGGGCCGCACGGCAAUUCAUUUUUUGUCCCAUGACGAGUUUGUAAUACAAUCAUUUGGAAGAAUGCAUAUAUCUGUGCAAAGAUAUAGACAAACUCGAUCAAAAAUUAAAAAAAAAAAGUCUUUUUGAGCAGUCUCAAAACCCAUCUUACAGGCCAGCAACGCAUCUCCAACCUUUCUGGGUGUCCAUGGGCGGCAGUGAUCGCUUACCACGACCUGUUUGCUUGUUUGCCUGCUAUCACAUAAAAAAAACUCAAGCCAUAAGUUGAGGGUCACUGAAACUUAUUGUUUAAGUAGGUUUUUAUGUAUGGAAUUCUAAACUUAUUUCUGAGACUGGUCAUAGACGAGCAUUUUCCUCAUUUCCCCACCACGUUGCAUUUGGCCGUGCGGCCUGCAGUCAUUUAGGUGCCUGUCCUGCCGAGGAUGAAAUGUGAUUUAUUUUGACUGGUGAACGUUUUGAGUCAGCGAUUGGCUAGUUUGUUAAUAAAUAAAAAUAAAUAGAGGAUAUUUCAUA